Molecule: messenger RNA, 2467 nt
Organism: Quercus robur (English oak)
Lineage: Eukaryota; Viridiplantae; Streptophyta; Magnoliopsida; Fagales; Fagaceae
Product: membralin-like protein At1g60995
Exons: 14
Coding region: 266-2242 (658 amino acids)
Biological process (GO): positive regulation of ERAD pathway; response to endoplasmic reticulum stress
Cellular component (GO): endoplasmic reticulum
Source: RefSeq, a predicted model, not a curated record
CCACCUGACCAAACAUGUUGUCAAGGAAUUUCCCACUCUCAUACAAAACAGUAGAGUACUAUAGGAAGGAACAUAUAAUUUUGGUCAAAACGAGUGAAAAAGUAAAAACCCAUUGACCUUUUUUCUUAUUAUAUUAAUAUAAUCCGCAUCGUUCGAAACGUGUCUUGAGGGAAUAGGAUAGAGAGUAGAGAAAAAAGUGAGUCUAGAGCUCUUGAAGUUUUCUGUUACUCUCUCGGGAAAAUUCUCCUUCUGGAGAGACAGAGAGAUGGAUCCAGAGCAAACGUUCAUACGGGUGCAAGAGCGGUUCUCACAGAUGGUGAGACCCAAACUGAGAGCUGUUUUGGAGUACUUGUACCUCUUCAUCGCCAUCACUUUGUUCUGUAUCCUUGUUGUUAUGCACGCCAAUUACGUUCAACAGCCUGGCUGUUCUAGUGAGCUCUCUGGACCUGAAAUGACAGAAGCACAACUCAUCCAAAUUAAGAUAACUAGUGCAGGGUUGUGGUCGCACAAUGAGUCUGAAUCUAAUGCGAUUGAUGUUCCUGAUUUGAAUACCGUGACGAAUAAAUUGGAAAAUGCAAAUGUGGAUGGAGAUGGAUUGACAUUUUUGGCUGCAAAAUUUUGGUUAAAUUGGGUUGGUUCUGGUACUAGAAGGAGCAAACUAGCCUGGAAGUUCUGGAAGACUGACACCGAGCUUCUUGAGCAUCAAGCAGAAACUUCAAUGAGUUGUCAAAGCUCUAAGCCAACAGUAGAUGACACAGUCAUCAAAAUUGAUAAAGAGGAGCGGCGUAGUUUCCCUUUAUCUGCCAGAGAGACAUUUAAAGCAGCAGUAUUUCAUUUUGGCAAAAAGUGGUACAAGCGUCUGUUAUUUAUUUGGCGACAUGCAGUGCAGCUCAUUAGAAGUUUCUGGAAGUUGUGGAAUCUUGCAGGUAUAAAUUUAAAUAUUGAUAUUCCCAAGUGGUUGCGUAUACUUCAUUUGGACAGGCUUAACUCAUAUGCAGUGCAUUCACUUGAGAAGAGAAUCAAAGCAUUUGAGCCAACAUAUAUAUACACUAUGGAAAAGGGAUAUUUUUUGCUACCUGAAGAAGCAAGGUCUCGCCAUAAUAUUCGUACCGUUAACAUUAGCAUAUCAGCUCGACAUUCCUGUUUUGGUAACAGGUGGCAGCAACUCCUCAUUAACAGAAUCGUUGGAUAUGAUACUAUUUUGAUGAAUAGUUUAUUGACUUCUACUGGUCAAGGUUAUCUGUACAAUUAUCAAACAAAGGAGUUUUAUAAUCUUAGUUAUGCACAAUUACUCCCAGAAGGUCCUGCAGGAUUUGGAGACUACCUUGUGACCAAGUGUGGUGUACUUAUGAUGUCGCUAUUUGUGUUCUUUACUACCACAAUGUCAGUUUCAUUUACAUUGAGAGAGACACAGACCCGCAUGCUGAAGUUUACAGUGCAGCUUCAACACCAUGCUCGACAUCGGCUUCCAACAUUUCAAUUGAUCUUUGUGCAUGUAAUCGAAUCACUCGUCUUUGUACCGAUUAUGAUUGGUAUUUUGUUUUUUCUGUUCGAGUUUUAUGAUGAUCAGCUGUUGGCUUUCAUGGUUUUAAUUCUUGUCUGGUUGAGUGAACUGUUUACCCUAAUCAGCGUCCGGACACCAAUAUCAAUGAAGUUCUUUCCUCGCUUCUUUUUGCUCUACUUUCUGGUUUUUCACAUUUAUUUCUUUUCCUAUGCUUAUGGUUUUUCAUAUUUGGCUCUCUCUACAACAGCAGCAUUUAUGCAGCACCUAAUCCUCUACUUCUGGAACCGUUUUGAGGUCCCUGCUUUACAAAGGUUUAUGCAGCACCGUCGAUCACAGCUUCAGCAGCCCCCGGAUUUCCACAUUACCUCCUCAACCAUCCUUGCGUCGACUUUACACAUCACAAGAUUGAAUACAAGGAAUCCUGGUCCAGUUAACACGGACCUGACAACUGGGACUGGGUUGAGACCUGGGUCCAACCCAGCAAUGCCAGCAACUGGAGAAAUGGACAUAUCCGGGCUUCAGGAACAAUCAGAAAGUGAAAACAGAGCAGAGAACCCUCUUCAGCAGGCAGAUAAUGGUCCCAACCCUGGGGCAAUGAAUGCAUUCAGUUCGCUUUUGUUAUGGAUCUUAGGAGGGGCCUCUUCUGAAGGCCUCAACUCAUUCCUUUCCAUGUUCAGAGAUGUGAGAGAGCAAGGACAAGUUUAUGCUGAAAACCGCGCCAAUCAGAAUGUGCGAUAAUGUUGGAACAUUAACUUUGAAGCGGAUUUCUGUGCUGCUUUGUUAGUUAUAGAUUGUAAUAUAUGUUCAUGUUGAAUAGUAUAGCACAGGGUUAACUGGAUGUACUUGUCUGUAUAGAAAUUAUAUAUGGAUAUGUUACAAACAUACAGUCAACCCUCUUACUUUUGUCCUUAGGAGAUGGAAAAAAAAAUAAUUAAAGAAAUAUAUCAUGUGAGAUUGUGAAUA